AUGGCCAGGAAGAAACGCACCGCCAACUUUGAGCAGUACACUGUCUUAGAUGUCAGUGCUGAUGGCACAAAGAGUUACACUCACUACCUGGGUCCACCUCAGCGCGACAUUGUGUGGCACACGGAAUAUGUAUCUGGAGGCAACAAAGUCACCGCUCAGACGUCGUUCUACAGUACUCCCACCACGAAUGCAGGCGGACAAAGUGCGCCAUCAUUUGAUUUGUCAGAGCUCUGCGGUCCUGCGAGUUCUGAGGUUGUGAAUGAGGACAUUGAUCUUUUUGACCUGGACGCAAAGUAUCUGGAGGACAUGGAAAAGUUGUCUGGACAAACACCCCGUUGA
This is a messenger RNA of Sparassis crispa, 339 nucleotides long. RefSeq lists its product as hypothetical. Bases 1 to 339 code for a protein of 112 amino acids. Lineage: Eukaryota; Fungi; Basidiomycota; Agaricomycetes; Polyporales; Sparassidaceae. The record is from RefSeq and is a predicted model, not a curated record. The transcript has a single exon.